AUGGGUACUAGUAGCUAUCGAGCCAAGGAAAACUAUGAGAGUCUGGUUCCACCCGCAUCGGUUCUGGCACGAUUUGCCUUGUUUGUGAAUGGGAUGGCUCGAGCUGUCAUCCUGCCUUUUGGACCCACUCUCGUGUAUCAUUUGGUGCAUGUCAAGGCCGAGGUGACGUCGAGAACAUGGUCAGCAAUAUCUUUCAAGCUUGCCUUGGUCUUCAUGGCUUUUUCCAUAGGAUAUUCGGUUGGCAAAGACUUGGCCAAACGAUUGCCGUUAUCCAAGCAAGAUCUUCAUCAUUAUGUCGCUCGACUUGGAGGUGCCACUAUCGCCUUGCAUCUAUUCUCUUGUGGAGCUGGACUCACAUCAGUCAUGUGGUUGGUUAUAAUCCGCUUUGUAUCGGCAGUUAUGGUGGGAAUCCUUUGUUCCAUCACAGACCAAUCGUCGAUUCCCGAAGAAGACUACACGACAACAGUGGGAAGCCCGGUGAGCAACAUUAAUUCCACCGAGAAACAAGGAGAGUCACGUCCCACCAUAAUAUCCUCGGCAACUGCCAAGGUUUUUCUGACGGGUUUUGCUGUAUCGAUACUGUCAGGGGGGAUUUCUUAUCGUUCCCUUUCGGCGGAAGAAGCAUUCGAGGCGUUCUCAGUAACAACCAAAGGAGAUCAUUCUGGUGGCGGGCUUCGGAAAUUUGUACAACGAGUCGUAGAGGGGAAAACCACCAGCAGUCAACAACAAAGAGUCAGUUUCAAAGAAGACGGAGAAAUGCUCCUGGGGUCACCCAAAAGUGACAGUUUGGACCCUUUGCGUCCCAGAACAGGUUCGUUAAACAGUGUCGCCACUGAAGGCAGCGAGUUUUUUGACUGCCAGUCAGAUAUAUCAGAGGAAAACUCCACUUCCAAACUCUUCCAGGAUGAAACUGAUGUCGGCCAAUAUGAGGAUGGGAUAUGUUGCUAUUCGGAUGGAACUCCAGCGUAUGUGACACCUGGGGGCACAACUUCCGUCCCCCCGAAGCACUUUAUCGAUGAUGCCAGGGGUGAUCGCAACAAAGCCUUGACACAGUGGCAAAAGACCCAGAAUUGGAGACGAGAAGCAAACGUGUGGAAAAUACAUACCAUUCCAAACAAGUCGUACUCUGUGAUCAAGGAUGGAUAUCCGCAUUGGAUUGUUGGCCAUAGCAAAAAAGGUCUACCCUGCGUUUUUGAACAACCUGGGAAAAUGAAUGCGAAGAAGCUUUUCUACUCAGACAACGGGUGCACAAUAGACGACAUGGUACAUCACUACAUUUUUUGCCAAGAGUUCAUGCAGAAUGUUCUUUGUCCUUCUCCAGAGCUGAGAAAAGUUGCGGGCAAACAGAAUGAACCCUACACUGCCGCUGAUUACGGAAUCGUAGUUGUUAUGGACAUUGCCGGGGCCGGUGUGUCCUUGCUCAGUGCUGAUAUUCUGAGAUAUCUCAGAAAAGUUGGAGAAAUCAAUGCCGUGUACUAUCCCCUGUCGAUCAAGCAAGUUUGUGUUGUCAACGUCCCGUUCUUUGCCGGUGCUGCUGCUUCAACCAUCAAGAAGGUCUUGCCAGAUUCGGUCACGUUAGAUUUACUAAGCGGCAAUUGCAUUGACGGUCUCCGAGAGCACAUGGAUGACGAUCAAAUUCCACCAGAAUACGGUGGCUCGAGUCCAUACAAACUGGGCACCCAUCCGUACGAGAAGCAAUUGGAGGCUUUAGUUGCAAAGGCUGCUUUGGGUGGAGCGGAAGAGAACAAUGAUGACUCGGCAAUUGUAUCCUCAACACCGGCGGACAUGGACGGACCCCACGCCGAGACGACUGCAGAUGGUGACGCUGUCCCUUCGAACGCCACCGAGAACGAAAGUGACCUGCGACGCAGGGGUGCCGGUGUGAGCUUUGAGUCUGCAGAACCUGAGAUGCCAAAAACACGUUCAGUAGCCGAAGGGGGUGUUGCUGUCAAUGCUCUGGCUUUUGUUUCCUUCUAUUGUGCCAUUUGGAGUUGUGCCCAAGGUGCGAUCGAGAUCGCAAUCCCGUUGUGGUUGUCAUCACCAGUGCGUUUUGGUGGUUUAGGAUACACUCCAUCCAUGAGCGGGGCAACUAUGUUUGUGGCUGCAUUGGUGGUUUUGUCGAUUUUGAGAACGAAGGCAUCUCAGGCCAUUUCUUCGAUUCCUCGCAAAGACCCCCUGCGUGCACUUCGCAUUGGGUUGGGCAUCGAGUCAGCAGUGCUGUUCGUGAUGACCAUGAUGCCCAUUUAUCUAAAUGCUGACCACAACACAACAAUCAUCACUCCUUUGACAAUCACUCUCUUCACAAUUGGAGCUAUUGCCUGCCUUUUGGGUCGAUCUGCAGAGGCCAUCUUGCGUGCAAAAGUAUCUGCUGGGUUUCCUCCACAGUCUGGUUCCAACGGAAAUUCCGGCCUGGAAGCACUACUGGCUGAUUUCACGAGUGGACGAUCGGUCGAUUUGCUAUGUGUCGUGGGUGAAAUCGUUGGAGUGCUAAUUGUUUCACAAGUCUGGGCGCUGGCAAUCAACAGAGAUAGACCAUCCAAGUAUGAUGGAUCUCUUUGUGUGCUUCUCCCUGCGCUCAUGACAAGUUUCCUGUACUUUGUUUCUUUCUUCCUCCUCCUCUUGGAUGUCACCAACAAGUCCUCCAACCAAGCGGUUUCAGACGACUCUACAGACCUAGAACUGGGGAACGUGCCCGAAAGGAAAGCAGUGUAG
Molecule: messenger RNA, 2712 nt
Organism: Seminavis robusta
Lineage: Eukaryota; Bacillariophyta; Bacillariophyceae; Naviculales; Naviculaceae
Source: the annotation of a GenBank genome assembly